Folsomia candida is the source of this 5736-nucleotide messenger RNA. RefSeq lists its product as uncharacterized. Lineage: Eukaryota; Metazoa; Arthropoda; Collembola; Entomobryomorpha; Isotomidae. The coding region runs from base 756 to 4421 and encodes 1221 amino acids. Gene Ontology annotation, molecular function: cytoskeletal adaptor activity. The record is from RefSeq and is a predicted model, not a curated record. The transcript has 9 exons. Gene Ontology annotation, cellular component: apical cortex. Gene Ontology annotation, biological process: establishment of mitotic spindle orientation; asymmetric cell division; apical protein localization.
CCAGCAGCAACAAGCAAAGGCAAAUUCCUCAGUUUACUCUCACGACUUGUCGCAUCACCAGAGAGUCGUCUCAUCCUGCCUCUCAAACAGUUUCCUCGUGUUGACAUUCCUUCGUCUGGUCAGUAAUUGGAUUCGAUUUAUUCGAAGGUGCUGUCCCAUUCUUCCUACUUUUUUCUUUAGAGAGAUUGACGUAUCUACGGACGUGCUUGCCUACAUUCCUCACACUUUUUGCAUAGCGUGUCGAGAAGCGACGACCCGUCGGGGUGACGAUGUUUGUUUUCAAUUUCUAAAACAGCGACGGUGCUCAAGGUAAACAAAGUUUGUAUGUUUUAUACAUACACGUGGAGAAGAUGGAGACCGUGUUAUAAAAACAUUUCCAGAAAUCGGGUCAAAUUCCAAAGUUUCCAAAAUAUUGUGUCCAUAUUACAAAAUCUAGUAGUAACGUUGGAAGUUGUUGAUGGUGCAAUUGUUCUCACUUAAAAAUACAUUUAUUCCUCCUGUAAAAGGAAACGCAAAGCAAAUUGGUUAUGAGAGAUGGCCACGAAAAUGGAUAGUUUCAAGAAAUGUUGGUAAUAAUUUACGUGCCUGUUUACUCUGUGGUUUACACUUUUAAAAUGUUUACAAAACAAAGUAAUGCAACUCCAUAAAUUGCAAUCUUGCAUGGCUACAAGACGACCAAAGAUGUUUACUUGACGUGGUUGUUGUGCUACACACUUUUUAUUCUGAGUUCCUAAAAUAGUUGGUGUCAUUUGUAAAUGGCUUCUGCAAGCACGUAUCGAAGUCCUUUGUCAGUCCCGACCCAAAUUGAUCCGUCGCAAAAACGUGACACGCCCACCAACUUUCCCUCCACGUCCAACUACAAUUCUUGCCCCUUUCGCCGAAGUCGUAGUCGAGUCCUUUAUGAUUCCGAGUAUGCAACUGGAACGUCAUGGGAAUUUCGCAGGAUUGACUCGCCCCAAUUGUAUCAAACGCAAAUGCAUCUCUCCGUCCUCCGGUCCCCUCAAGUGAACAUUAACAGUUCCCGUUUGAACUGCUCCCCGCUUCCCGUGAUGAUUGCUGACUCUUCUCCCGGAGUUCAUCAUCACCGGAGCAUUCCCUCCCCUCCCACGAAAGACGACUUAAGCGACGGAAGCCGGAACUCGACUGGGAGUUCGACAGGAAGUCAUCGAAGUCAGGACUCUGGUUUUUCCGACACUGGAGAAACGAGACCAUCUCGACGCAACUUGUCAAUAGCUUCGUCUCCCCAUCUACUUCAGAAUCUCAGCAAUUCUCCCUCCCUCCAAUUGCAGCACAACCAAUUCAUGGCCGCAGUGUCGUCCAGGGGUAGCAACAACAGCAACGGGAACAUUGUGGUUGACUCGUUUUGCGGCGUGGAUUCAAAUUUGAAUUACUUAUCGUCCAAUGGAACGUGUCAGCAGCACUUGCGAGGCAGGACAUCGGCCACGUUUAUCCACACGCACGAUCUGAACCACCCACACCACCUUUACCAACAACAUGAUGCUCAUCAGCCUCCCUAUUCUCUGGCUAAUGGCAACAACCACGUGUACGAAUGUUACUCUAAUCCAGUACCCAGCCCGAUACCGCACACGGGGUCAGGAUGCGGCGGAAAAGUAAUGACGAUCAGGAGGAGUGGAUCCACCUUCACGCUGCCCAAGGAAGCUCACACCCCUCACCCAACGGACUACGUCGAGAUUAACGGAAAUGGUGUCGUGGUUGGUGAAAAUUGUUCUAAUUGCAUCUACCAAGAGAUCGUCUUAUCGCAGCAUCAAAGCCAGUCACCUCCUCCACAAGGAGUCCACUCCUCGUAUCAUAAGAAUGGAAGCAAUUCCUCUCAGCAGCAGCAGUACCAACAACUACACAACGUUCAUUACCACUUGAGUCAGAAUCGGUCAAGUGCCGGAAAUUACGCUUUGUACAGCACCAUUUCUCCAGCGUCCGACGCAGCGGAACAAAAUGGUCACUUGGGGCAUCCCAUUUGUUCAUCUACACCGAAACGUGGAGGAAAUCUGUCUCCAUCUUCCAAUCCUUCCUCUCGAUUGUCCAUAAUGAAAAAGAUUGACAACUUUGAAAGCCUCAACAAAAACCAGCGAGCUCUGGACAACAAUAACAAUAGUAGCAACUCAAACUCCUCCGCCAAUGUGGUCAGCUCGUCUCCCACGUCGGCAAAAAAGGUCAAAAAUUCUCCAAAGAAUCUCAACCAUCAGUUGUCCUCAAGCUCUCAGGUUUCUUCACCUGCUCCUUCAACUCCUGCAGCAAAUACUUCCUCCUCCUCCACGGUAUCGCAUUAUGAGAAGCAUCAUAGUAGCAAAGGCUCAAAGAAACACUACAAACUCUCGCUUUCUUCCCUGUCAUCCUCCAACCCCCAAAAAUCGCCUCAGUCAAACAUAUCCGCGUCUUCACAAGUUUCAACGAGUGGGAACAAAACCGUGGUGUCGCGGGGACCCCUUCCUCUCCCUCCCACGCCGGAAGCUCAUCCCCCACAAACCAGCAGCCAUGAAAACAACAGCUUUACUCCCAACGAGGUUUCAACCUAUGCUAGUCACUCACAACUCAAGUCGUGUAUCAAAAGCAGUCCCAAAUGGAAGAAUAUUCCCAAGGGGUACAAACGCGUGUCCACUCGUGACCUGGCAGUCUCCUGCACGUCCGAUGCAGGCGUUCAAACUUGCUCUUCGGACGGGACGAUCGUGGUCAAGUCACACUUUGACAACGAAUCCAUGAGGCUGUGGCUGCACGAAUUAAGAUCUCAGACAGAAAAUGAAUGUUUCUACAUGUUGCAAACCAAGUCCAUAAUUUCCGAAGAGGACAAUGCCAACAACCAGAAGAAACACCAACAAAUGACCACUGUCACUUCCAACGCGUCCGAUUCUGACAGUGGGACGUAUGGGUCGCAAGGUAGUAGAUCGUCGGGAUCCGAUACGAAGAAAAAAUCCGUGGUGGAAGCCAUUCACAGCAUUUCUGCUCCAUUAAUGAGCAUCAAGAAUGUCGAGCAAAUGGCCAACGUCGUUUCUGCAGAGUUUGCCAAGAUUUGCAAAAAUAUCGAAUUUGGUUUCUUAUCACAAGUGCCUCGCUUAGUUCAGAACCUUGUCAGUUAUGUGGAAGAAUUCCUCCGAACGUUUCAAGGAACAUCGGUCUUCGGAAAUCUUCAAAAGUUGGAGCACAAAUUGUCCCGGUCGUGUCGUCGCCUCCACCGAUCGGCUCAAGUGAUGAUGGAGAUUUCUGGAAACUCGUCCGAAUACAAGCAGCCCACCAGCGUGCAUUCCAUCAUCGAGUCUGAAAACAUGAAGAAGGGGGAAGGUUAUCACGUCGCGGUGAGCGAGGUGGUCGACGGCAUCGUCACGGUGGGCAACCUAUUCAGCCAAGUUGUUGACUUGAGACUGACACGAGAUUUGACCUGCGUCCUGGACACGGUGGAAGGAGGCGGAGUUCCUGCAAAAGUUGCGCUAAAAUCCUUCGCCAACAUUCUGAUGGACGGAGGCAACCACUUGUGUCGGCUGGCAUCCGAGAUUCGCACGGUUCGAGGGAUGCUCAGUGUCAUUUUGGACGCCAAAGACGACUACUUAAUAAUUCUUUCACUUCGGUGUUUAGCCACCGUUCUCUGCGUUGGAGAAGCAGUCAAGGAUUUCGAUCGGGCGAGCGGAUUCGAAAUUGUGGCAGAUUUUAUGUAUGAACCAAUGUACUCCUUCGACCUCAAGAUUGAAGCGGUUGCCGUCCUGACACAAGCAACGGAUCCGUGGAUCGAUUUGGAAACCUCGUUAAGUACUUUGGGCGCAAAUUUGGAGAAGAUCGUGGUAGCGUUGACAAAUCUAAUUUCUGGCUGCAAAUCGUCCGAAGAACCGUUCCUACUCAUCGUCGCAGCCAUUUCCAACCUCACGUUUUUGGAAGUUUCUUCCGUAGAAAUCCUCCGAAGGUGUAAUACCGUUUCUUACAUUAUCAACGUAAUUGAGACGACGGGCUGCAACUUUUCCGUCUUUGUUUUGGACCACGUUGCUACUAUUUUAGCAAAUAUGGCAGGCGUUGAGUCAUGUCGGGAUUGCAUUGUGAAAUCUGGAGGUAUUCAUGCCCUGCUCAAAUUUCUCCAAAAACGACCCACACCCACUCUCGAAUCUGCGGCGGAAAUCAUGGCGUGUGAACGAGUCCAACAAAAAUCUACGAUUGCAAUGUCAAGACUAUGUGCCGAGGAAGGGGUGGCUCAGCUUAUUCUGGAAAGAGGAGGACUCCAUCGACUCAUCCAACUUUCUCGUAACGAAAAGGAACGAAAUUAUUCGGACGGAGUUUUAAUCGCUGCUUUGGCGACACUACGAAAACUGGUCUCCAUUUGUGGCGAUGGUGCAAUUCAAGGACUGCAAGCGGAUGAUUUAAUCCAACCACGACUUUUGGACUCAUUUCUCCUUUACUCCUCUCGUCAGGAGAGCUACGUUUAAGAUGACGUGAAUUUAUACUGUUUAGGUGCAUACGUUACACCGUCCAGAAUUAGAAUAAUAAUACGUUGUAAAAAUAGCACUAUUAAAUAUCUAUUACGAAUCCUCACCCCGUGCUGGAAAUGCAUGGAAAUUUGGAAAUGAAUGGCAAUUGCAGAUUAUACAUACAUGCAUAAAUAUUUAGGUAUGUCUCCACACAAUCUGAACUGUGUUGUGCAUAACUAUAUUUUAAUACGCAUUAAAAAUAAACAGGAAUGUGUCCUUGACUUCCGAUCACAUACCGAUGAAUUUUUGCGUAGAAUGUUAAGCUCUUCUUUGUAACUCUGAUAAACCAAAAUGUGCCUUCAAGUUUUUUAGAAUCUUGUUCACGCUUUAAAAUUUUGUGUGUGCAAUUUUCAUCGAGUUGUGAAUCCAGUAUGUUUUUGCGUAUGUAGGUAAUUUAAUUCCUAACUUAACCCUUUUGUAAAUCUUCAUGCUUGGAAUUUUUGCCUCAUUUUGGAAACUUUACCUGGUUUUUAAAUAGAAAUUUGGUACAUCUUCAUACUUGGAAUUUUGUCCGGUUUUUGGAAUGUUGUUUCAUUUUAGAAAUUUUGCCUGGUUUUUAGAAAUAUUGUUCCUUAUCAAUUAUACAUAAAACUAUGACUAUAACUAUGAAAAGGGAGUCCUCUAUUUUAUUUGCGGUAGGAUUUUAAUUGAUCAGGAUUGCCAUACAUAAAAUAUAUAUUUAAUAAAAGUACGAAUAUUUAUGAGUGAGGUACAUACGUCACGAUGAAUGACUUAAAUUAUUAAUUUGACUAUAAUGCAGUAAAAUUAAGUAAAAAAAAUGUGGGCGAAAGGAAAUUCUGCAUUGGAUAAUAAAAGUGCAUACAUGAUAAUUUUUUUGUGAAUUUCAUAACCAAUAUUUGUUCCAGGUUUUCUCUCGAUAAUUUCAGAAAAUAUAUAAUUUUUGUACAAGUAUGACAUUAUUUGAUUGAGAUAUUGUUUAUGCCAUCAAACCAAAUAUGCAAAUAUUAUGUAGCACAUCCCCAUGAACUUAUAUAACUUAUAUAACUUAACUCCACUAAAGUCAACUCGUCAGAAAAGCAAAUAAACAUUAAUUGCAAUAAUUUUGUACAAACUAUCCUUGGUCAGGUACUUAUCUUAACAUUUUUUUUGUAAAUUUUUGUAAAUUUUUGCUAAUCAAUGUAUAUGCAUUGUAAUUGUAGUUAUUUGUAUAUAAUUUUAUAAUUAGUUGAGCUUACAGAUUGAUUGCUAUUAAUUUAAACCAUGCAACAUAAAUUGUUAUUUCAAAGUAUUACAAUAAAUUCAGUCAUUCGAA